GAGAGGUGGAUCAUCUUCGGUGACGCUCGCCUGCCCCCGCUGCAUAUAAGGGGCCGAAGACCUGAGCAAGAGAGUCCUGCGUAGCAUCACGCCAUCCAGCGAGAUGGAGAACAUCGAAUUGUCCAGGGUCUCCACAAUCGUCGAGUGCUCGCCAAGCGCGGAGAAUUGUAGCUUGUCGGGACGAGGGGGAGAGGUCAGCAGUGCUUUGGAGACGGGCUUGGCGAAAGGAGAGCAGGGUGUACAUCCUCCGGCACCAGUCCUUUCGAAGCCGAUCAUAUCCACGCCUCCUUCAAUCCAUCACGAAAUUGCACCCCCAGCAGACAGCGACAGCCCUGGCACCCCCACGAGAACACCCAAGCAGCGCCGUGCGGCACUGACCUACUUUGGAAUCUGUUGCUUCGUGCUUUUACUGCAAGGAUGGAACGACGGCGCCCCUGGUGCCCUCCUCCCCACCAUGCAGGCGCGCUACAAUAUUGGCUUCAUCACAGUGUCUAUGAUCUUCAUAUCGUAUGCCGCCGGCUACAUCGUCGGAGGUUUCUCCAAUGUCUACCUCUCUGACAAGCUUGGGUUCGGAAAGACCAUGUUUCUAGGUUCGGUUCUCCAGUCCAUUGCAUAUAUCAUGCAAAUCCCUGCACCCGUCUUUCCGGUGUUUGCUGUAGCGUUCUUCUUUGCGGGCUUUGGCCUUUCUCUGCAGAACGCUGGAUCGUCAUCGUUCGUCGGCGGUCUGAAAAAUCCCUCGACCAUGGUCGGCAUCAUGAUGAGUGCGUACGGGCUCGGUGCUUUUCUCGCGCCCCUGGUCGCCACGCAAUUCUCCAAGCUGGAAAAGUGGUCAUAUUUCUACAUCAUCACCCUCGGCCUGAAUUGCGCCAACGCGGCCCUCAUCCUUGCCGUCUUCCGGCUGCGCACGUACAAUGAACUCAUGGCCUCGGCGGGCUACGAGCAGCCUGACGCGGGCAGCGCCAAUGAGACGAGCAAAUACCGUCAACUCAUGCGUUUGCCGACUGUUCAUCUUACGGCGCUGUUCUGCUUCAUCUAUGUUGGCACGGAGGUGACGCUUGGCGGCUGGAUCGUGACGUUCGUCAUUGACGAGCGCGGCGGUGGGAGCAGCUCCGGUUACCUAUCCUCUGGCUUCUUCGGUGGCCUCGCUCUGGGCCGCAUUCUGUUGCUUUGGGUGAACAAAUGGGUCGGCGAGAAGCGCGUCGUCAUGGUUUACACCCUCAUCUGCAUCGCGUACGUCCUCUUCUUCCCAUUACACCUUCGCAUCCACAUCUCCACCUCCCCUCAUACACCCGCUCACGUUCUCACGUUUCCCAGCCUCGAGGUUACUGUCUGGAAGAUCCCUUCCCUCAUUGAGAAUGCCGUCGCCGUUGCCAUCAUCGGCCUCCUCCUUGGGCCCAUGUACCCCAUCAUGGUCAGCCAGACGCGCAAGACGCUUCCGCCCUGGCUCCUCGCCGGCGGCCUCGGGUGGAUCGGCGGAAUAGGGCAGUCGGGCUCGGCGGUGCUGCCGUUCAUCACGGGCGUGCUGUCGUCGAAAUUUGGUAUCAGUUCGCUGCAGCCGUUUGUGCUGUCGAUGCUGGUGGUUAUGGGCGGGACGUGGUUCUCCAUUGCGCCCAGGGCGACGCUGCGGAGGCUGGACUAAGACAGUGACAUGCGAAAGCUCCAAGUAGACAGAAUGCGACUGUUCCCCUUUCCCUGCGACUUGGCCUUGCUAAAUCUUUGAAGCACUUAUGACAGAGGACCAACUACGUAAUUCCCUUUGGCCAAAGCUUUGACACUACCUAAUCACGUACAAAUUUACAUAUGAAAACAAAGAGCCAUCCGCUGAAGUCACGUAGAAAUGCGCCA
Molecule: messenger RNA, 1845 nt
Organism: Schizophyllum commune H4-8
Lineage: Eukaryota; Fungi; Basidiomycota; Agaricomycetes; Agaricales; Schizophyllaceae
Product: MFS general substrate transporter
Exons: 12
Coding region: 104-1639 (511 amino acids)
Biological process (GO): transmembrane transport
Cellular component (GO): membrane
Molecular function (GO): transmembrane transporter activity
Source: RefSeq, a predicted model, not a curated record